AUGAGGUUCACACUUACACGCUGGUGCUUGACCCUCUUCUUCUUUCUGAAUCGCCCAAUUCCGGUCCUUCCUGCCACUUCAGAGGUCACCCACCCUCCAACAAUAGAGCCGGAGCCAUUUCUCUACCUUUUAGGAAAGCAGAGACUGUUGGAGGCACAGCACAGAUGCUAUGACCGAAUGCAAAAGUUACCCCCAUACCAAGGAGAAGGUCUGUAUUGCAACCGUACAUGGGAUGGAUGGUCCUGCUGGGAUGACACACCGGCUGGAGUGCUCGCCCAACAGCACUGCCCAGAUUAUUUUCCGGACUUUGAUGUAGCAGAAAAAGUUACAAAGUACUGUGAGGAAGACGGGCUUUGGUACACGCACCCUGGCAGCAACAUAUCCUGGUCCAACUAUACUAUGUGUAACGCUUUCACUCCUGAGAAGAUGCAGAAUGCAUACAUUCUGUACUACUUGGCUAUUGUGGGUCAUUCUAUGUCGAUGUUCACCCUGGUGAUUUCCCUGGCGAUUUUCAUGCUUGUUAGGAGCCUUAAGUGCCAAAGGGUGACUCUGCACAAGAACAUGUUUCUGACUUACGUUCUGAAUUCUAUCAUUAUCAUCAUCCACCUGGUUGAAGUUGUGCCCAACGGAGAGCUCGUGAAAAGGGAUCCGCCGAUCUGCAAGAUUUUGCACUUUUUUCACCAGUACAUGAUGUCGUGCAACUACUUCUGGAUGCUCUGUGAAGGGGUCUAUCUUCACACACUCAUCGUGGUGUCUGUGUUCGCUGAGAGACAACGCAUGUGGUGGUAUUAUGUCCUGGGCUGGGGGCUCCCGCUGGUGCCAACCACUGCCCAUGCUAUCGCAAGGGCACUGCUAUUCAAUGACAACUGCUGGCUGAGUGUGGACACGAACCUGCUUUACAUCAUCCAUGGUCCUGUCAUGGGGGCAUUAGUGAUCAACUUCUUCUUUUUGCUCAACAUCGUCCGGGUGCUUGUGAAGAAAAUGAAGGAAUCCCAGGAGGAGGAAUCGCACAUGUACCUGAAGGCGGUGAGGGCCACUCUGAUCCUGGUGCCCCUGCUGGGGGUCCAGUUCGUCGUCCUUCCCUGGAGACCUUCCCACCCAGUGCUUGGAAGGAUCUACGACUACGUGAUGCACUCUCUGAUUCACUUCCAGGGACUCUUUGUUGCCGUCAUUUACUGCUUCUGCAACCACGAGGUCCAAGCUGCUCUGAAGCGUCAAUGGAACCAAUACCAAGCCCAGCGCUGGAGUGGCCGCCGCCGCGCCAACCGUGCCGCCAACGCUGCCGCCGCCACUGCUGCUGCCGCUGCCGCCCUGGCUGAGGCUCCUCAGAUGCCUGUCUACAUCUGCCAUCAGGAGCCAAGGAACGAGCCCACCAACAACCUAGGCGAGGAGGGGGCUGAGGUCAUCGCCAUGGAAAUCAUCGAGCAAGAGUCAUCCGCUUGA
Messenger RNA from Lagenorhynchus albirostris (white-beaked dolphin), 1443 nucleotides. It is a transcript of the gene CALCR, whose product is annotated as calcitonin receptor. The transcript is spliced from 13 exons. Gene Ontology annotation, cellular component: plasma membrane; axon. The coding region runs from base 1 to 1443 and encodes 480 amino acids. Gene Ontology annotation, biological process: positive regulation of cytosolic calcium ion concentration; adenylate cyclase-activating G protein-coupled receptor signaling pathway; cell surface receptor signaling pathway. The record is from RefSeq and is a predicted model, not a curated record. Lineage: Eukaryota; Metazoa; Chordata; Mammalia; Artiodactyla; Delphinidae. Gene Ontology annotation, molecular function: amylin receptor activity; calcitonin receptor activity.